CCAACCAUCUCCGGAAGUGUUUGUCGUUAUUGCUUGAGCUCACGCUGCCACUACAACCGACCGCGCGCUGGUUCAGCUAGCAAGCGAGGAAGAUGCUAGACAGAAAUGGCGGUGACGGCAAGGCGAGCAGCAUGAAGUGCUGAUGCAUUAUAUGGAUCGAAAUUUAAGACUGCUAGGACAACGUUGGGAAAAUGACAAUGACGUCGAAGUAGGACACCUUUUGUAACUGUCAUUACAAACCUACAACACCUUCCCGGGAGAGUUUUCAUCUUGUCAGCGGAGGAGAGAGAACCUCACCGGGAGCAUGGCUUCUCACGGCAACCAGUACAUCUUUGGGGAAUUCAGCCCUGAUGAGAUCAAUCAGUUUUUUGUGACACCACGAUGUUAUGUCGAGCUUCCCCCGUUCAAUGACAAAGUCCCGUGCGUCAGUCAGUCUUCUGGAAGUUACUGCACUCCUGCUGUACCUUAUAUUAUGGAGUCUAUGGGACUGCAGGUUUGCGCAGAAGACUAUCAACGCAUUGAAUUUGGCGUUGACGAGGUGAUGGAUUCCAAGCCCAUUGGGGUGAACGAUCCUUUAUACAAGGUGUCAAGCACCCUCAAUCCCCAGGCUCCAGAGUUCAUCCUGGGCUGCCAGUCAGCGCAGAAGGCCCAACAGACCGCUCCUCCAGCAACUGAUGUCCCUGAUGGAACCCACUUCAACUCGCUGGAUGGCCCUGACAUCGAGGCCUCAACCCUGGACAAUCACCAGGCCUGCCAGGACAUGGACGGACUACCUGGUGGCCUGGGACAGCGAGAGAGGAAGAAAAAGAAAAAGCGACCACCGGGGUACUACAACUACCUGGACCCAUCAACUGGCAGCAACAGCAGUAGUGCAGCAGAUGGGACGUCUGUGACAGCACUGGUGAACGGACAUGCACUUGGUGGCCCACACCACUGUGCUGAGGAUCUGGAUGGUAAGGCAUUGUCAGGGGCUGAACUCUCCACCCCUGGUCCUGUCUCCACAGCAACAUCAACGGCUGCUGUGGCUUCGGCCAUGUUUGCCCCGUCAUCCACUGCCAAUCAGAGGACUUGUGAUAGCCCUGAUGAUUCUUCUUUGGACUUAACAAGUGGAGCUGCCUCUUUAUCAGAUGGCAACAAUGCAACUUCCUCCUCUUCAUCCUCCUCUCAAAGCAGAGGGAUGACAGAGGGACCGAGGACUGCAGAUCAGCAGCCAGAUCAUUUGGCUCCACAGAGCCCUGAACUUUCAGAUACUCCACACAGCCCCCGCUCUAAAUCACCUAUUCCCCUCUCAGCUGCUGUGGCCACCCCCUCUGUCGCCACUUCCAUUACGACUACUGAACUGGAGGGAAGGGAGGUAGCAGACAGUGGGGUGGCCAAUGGGCUAGCAGAACGUGAAACUCCCAUCAGUGCAGAUGGACACAAAGAAGACUAUGAGAGUGGGGAGCAGGCUCAGCAGGUCUCUCCAGACUCUGCUGCCCAGCCGGUAGUGACAGAGCAGGCCCCUUCGCCUGCUAUUCAAGCUGCACCUACUGCCAACCUCCCAAAGUCUUGGGCUAGCCUCUUCCACAACUCCAAGCCUCUGCCUGGGGGUCCUCAGGCUUUUGUGGAGGUAAAGAAUGUUGUGGAAGUUGUAUCUCCCUCCCUUGCUACACCAGAGCAGCCUGAGAAAGUUGGGGAGGUCAAAGACGGCCCUGUCCACGUAUCAGAGGAUCCAAUGGCCCCUAAACUUGCAGAACUUAUUGAGAAUGUGAAGUUGAUACAUAAACCAGUGUCUUUGCAGCCGAGAGGACUGAUCAACAAAGGAAACUGGUGCUAUAUCAACGCUACCCUACAGGCCCUGAUUGCAUGCCCUCCCAUGUAUCACCUGAUGAAGUCCAUUCCUCUGCAUAAUGAAACGCAGAGACCAUGUACCUCCACACCCAUGAUUGACAACUUUGUAAGGCUGGUGAAUGAGUUCAACAACAUGCCUGUGCCAUCUAAAGCCAAACAGCAAGCUGCUGGUGACAAGGUCAUGAAAGAUAUUCGGCCUGGUGUACCAUUUGAGCCGACUUACAUUUACAGACUCCUCACUCUCAUCAAGUCAAGUCUCUCUGAGAAGGGCCGACAAGAGGAUGCGGAGGAGUAUCUUGGCUUCACUCUCAAUGGAUUGCAUGAGGAGAUGCUGGCAUUGAAAAAACUAAUCUCGCCUCAGGAAGAGAAAGCUCCUACACCCAACGGGCCUGAUUCCCAGCCAGGUGUUGAGGAAGAUGUUGCUGAUAAGGAGGAAGAGGGUAGCGAGGAUGAGUGGGAGCAAGUGGGCCCCCGAAACAAGACUUCCAUCACUCGCCAAGCUGACUUUGUCCGCACACCCAUUACUGAUAUCUUUGGUGGGCACAUCAGAUCGGUGGUGUAUCAGCAGAACUCUAAAGAGUCCGCCACUCUGCAGCCUUUCUUUACCCUGCAGCUGGACAUCCAGUCAGAGAAGAUCCGCACUGUCCAGGAGGCUCUAGAAACCUUGGUGGCACGGGAGUCGGUCCAGGGCUACACUUCUAAAACCAAGCAGGAGAUUGAGAUCAGUCGGAGGGUGACUUUGGAAGAGCUGCCCCCUGUGCUGGUGCUCCAUCUUAAGAGAUUUGUUUUUGAAAAGACUGGAGGCUGCCAGAAACUGACCAAGAACAUUGAUUACCCCGUUGACCUGGAAAUCAGCAAAGAUCUCUUGUCUUCUGGAGUGCGGAGCAAAGUUGUGAAAGGCCAAAGAACUUACAGGCUCUUUGCAGUUGUCUAUCACCAUGGGAACAGCGCGACAGGCGGUCAUUACACCACGGAUGUCUUCCAUAUUGGUCUUAACGGCUGGCUGCGCAUUGACGACCAGACAGUGAAGGUCAUCAACCAGUACCAGGUGGUGAAGCAGACUGCGGAGCGCACCGCCUACCUGCUGUACUACCGCCGCGUCGACCUGCUGUAGACACACACAUAGACACCGCAACAUACACGCAAGAAUGCCCGAAUAUAUUGUCAAACACACACAAAACAUACAUCCUAAAAAUGCACUCGUUGACAGUACAGUACACCUACACAUGACACAAACACACCAAACUAAUGAACAGGAACACUGCCCAACUUGUUCUCUUGCAAGAUUUUCCUCCUCCUUCCCUCCCCGCUUUCCUGAGAACCAGCUUUUCCAGCACCCUUUUCCUCGUCUUUUUUCUUUUCGGAAGAAGAGAAACAAGCUGCAUUCACAAAGAUUUCCCUGUGACUGCUCUCUCUUCUCUGUGCACCACUGCUGUGUUUUGUUUUUGUUUUUUUUUUGGUUUUUUUCUUUUUCUUUUUUGUUUUACUUCUAAAGCAGCAAGAAAGGACUGUUGAAUAGACAGAGGUUGGGCUGAGGUUACAGGUUAGGACCUGAGACUCACCUGACUGAACCCACAGCUUGGCUCAGAUAGCAAACAGUGGACUCACUCACACAGGAAUAACUAUCUACCACAGGCUGCAAGUGGACUGCUGGGGUAAUUUCUCUUGUUUGAAUUACCUUUUUUAAGGAAAUGACCUAGAAAUAUCAGUGUUUGCCUUUUAGUAAAAGAGAACUGUUGACCUAAAAAAAUGCCGCAGUUUAAAAGCCUAUCUGAAUUUGCCCUAGUGCAUUGAAAAGGCCCAGCACCAGCAUUAUCACGAGUCUCUCCUCCCAAGGCCAGAUUGUCUUCUUCGCUGCCACCGACACCAACAAGUCCUCCUCCUCCAUUUCCUCACUUUUACGAUGCUUUUAAAUCUAGGUACUUGAGCCAUCAAAAACAGGAAAAAAGAUGGGUGGUACAUUGGAUGGAAACGUAAAAGCUUCUUUGUUUGAGAGAUCCUUGUUAUGGUAUCUGGGUUUAGAUUUAGAAAGACUAUUAAAAAAAUAUUGAUGCGCUUUAGAACUUAAUAACAAAUAAGCUUCUGUGCACAAAGUAUAAUAAACUGAUUGAUUAAGAUAUGACAGGCAAAUGCAUAUUUUGCAAAUAUUUAGAUUAAAAUGUAAAAAAAAAAAAAAAAAAAACUAAAAAAAAAAACUAAAUAAAAUCUAGCAGACUGAAAACUUGUUUGGGUCCUAAAAGACUGCGCUAGUUUUUAGACUCAGUUCUUGCACUGGAGAGAUGGCAACCAAUCAAGACAGAUUCCACUGCAAAAUCUUGCCCUUGUUUACUUUGUACAUUUCCUUCUUUAUUCAUUGUUUUUGUCUUUUCUUGUCUAAAGGUUCCACCUGUGUAUGGGUGGCUUAUCAGUGUAGUUCUGAGCCACACCACCCGUCUUACCCCCCAACUGAGCAGAAAGUGGGGGCUGCCUUAGGUUCAGUGUGUGAUGUUUUUCCACUCAGUGUACAAGUCUAACCCUAAGCAGGCGGCAACAGCAAGUCUAAUGUCUGUGAAGAGUUAGGGGAAUGUACCUGACACCUCUUUAUUUUACUCUUCUGUGGCUCAGCGUUUCCUCUGAGUCAAAGGAAACUGAGUGUUGAGGGGAAGUGGGACUACAUCUGUGCUACACUCUGCAUAAAGACCCCGGACAUGCGCACAAAGGAGAUAGUGUUUGCUUCUGUUGAAGAUAUUGAUUUUUGGAUCAUUCAUUGAUUGUGAUGAUUUUUGUCUGAGUUACUAAAAUGUUUUUUUUUUUUUUCUUUUUUUUUUUUUUUUUGGUCAUUGAUUGGAUGUCCCCUUGCUCUCGCUCCUUUCAGACAAAUAUGCUUGCAUUUGAAUUGGUGUUUGAAAAGAAAAUACACAGGCUAAAACACAACAAUGAAUAAAAUUGAUCUAGUUCUUUGCUUGAUAUUUAUUUCCAUUUUGUCAUUUUCUCUUUUCAGAUUUUUUUUUGUUUUGUUUGUUUGUUUGUUUGUUUUUUGCUCAAGACCCAUUUCAUUCCAACCACCAGUGCCACAAUCUCAGUAUUAACACUUUACAAAAUGUAAACUCAAGUAUUUCUAUAUGAUUUAGGCUUGUGUUCUUGGACUUUAAUCCAAAAAUUCCUUUCCUUUGUCCCAGACAGACGUCACUUUCUCACACAUACCUGUCCAUCAAUAAAAACAAGGUACACAGUUGAGAAGGCGGUUGUCCCACACUUUUGUGUUUCAGAUCAGAGUGCAGUGUACAAGCGUUUUCUCAUAUUUUAAGAGCAGCACACGGAUAAUUUAAAAUGGUCCUUACUUGGUUGUAAGUUCAGACUGAUUAGCUUCAGUCUUUCAAUUUAAAAUUAAAGUAAUAAUUUUCAAAAUGACCCAUUAAAUUGAAAUUAUUUUUAGCUUCUGUGUGAUAGAUCAUUAUGUUGUGCAUAUUGACUUUUCUUGUGGGUUUCAAACUCAGAAACCUUUCCCAGAUAAACCAAAGGAAAACAUUAUAUAGGCCCUCUUGCCUUUCCUUCAAUUUAUAUUCAAACUUUACUUUGCCUUCUCCAUCCAACGUCUUGUUGCCAUGUCUCGUCACAGUCCAUGACUCAUUUCACAAAGGAAACAGCAUGCUGUUUAGACAGUCAAUACAUCUUGCAACUUUAAUGAUAGUUCAGUUGUGCUGCUGGCUUUGUAGUCAUUUCUGCACAGAUUGUGACAUUGUUGAUUUGCAUACUUUUUUUUUUUCCCCCCCUUUUAGAGAAUGUGUAGAAGUUGGGACUUUGAAAUGGACAACUUGAGCUUUUUGUUGUACAGUUUUAUCUCAGUCUCUCAUGGUCAGGAAAUGUGCUGGUAAAAUGCUUCAACAAUGUCUCUUUUCAGUAUGUGCUCCUAACACUAUUGUCUGCUGGGAAUUGUUGGGAUAUUGACCUAAAAACUAAAUCUAUUCUGUCUUUUAAUUUUAAGCCUCCAGCAUUAUAUUUUGUUUAUUGUUCAAAUAAAAGAUUGUGCAAAAAGCAA
Xiphias gladius (swordfish) is the source of this 5848-nucleotide messenger RNA. It is a transcript of the gene usp10, whose product is annotated as ubiquitin specific peptidase 10. The transcript is spliced from 15 exons. The record is from RefSeq and is a predicted model, not a curated record. Gene Ontology annotation, biological process: regulation of autophagy; DNA damage response, signal transduction by p53 class mediator; protein deubiquitination. NCBI's taxonomy places the organism in Eukaryota, Metazoa, Chordata, Actinopteri, Istiophoriformes, Xiphiidae. Gene Ontology annotation, molecular function: cysteine-type endopeptidase activity; cysteine-type deubiquitinase activity. Bases 305 to 2944 code for a protein of 879 amino acids. Gene Ontology annotation, cellular component: nucleus; cytosol.